AGAAGAAGGGAAAAUAGUGUUGAGACUACACUGAGAAAGUAUCAGCAUUUCUGUCUUGUCUAUGAUAGGCUUUUACAAGAAGAUAGGUAUGGAGAUGGGAAGCAAAGAACCUUCAGUUUGCAGGAACUAGAAUAAACUUAACAUUUCCCACUGAAGUCCCCACAGACAACCUAAGCUGUUCUUUACAGCACCUUUGAGUGGAACAGGAUUGGCUGUGGGCUUCCUUAUGGCUUCUCCUACUCCAUCACUGCCCACAGUGACUGCAUCCCCAGGAACUUUCUGACUUUCAACACCUUCAGGCCAUUUACCAGUGCCUCCUGUGAAAGGCUGCUCUCCUCUGUGUGUGUGGAUGGUGAUUUCCCUGUGUGUGUAAUAGCACCCUUUCAGGGGGAUUGGGUCACAAUAAACUUCUUGAUGCAAAAUCUAUAUAGACAGUCUCUGCAAGCCUGAAAUGUUGAAAGUAGACUGGAAAACGAGGAAGAUCCCUUCAUCUAUUCAGCCAGUGCUUCUCUUGUCUCCAGAUCAACCAUUAAAGAACUUGCUGAAAUGUCUGUGCCACAGGAAAGCACUGGUAAUGCCUUCAGUGCUGCAGGCCCCUUUCUGUAGGGAAACACCAAAGCAAUACAAGAGGGAAGGCAACAUCAUGGACAAGUUUUCAAAGAUACCCAAAUCAUCCACUUGGCAGCUAAUUUAUGUCAGCUUCACCUAAAUUUCAAGAGAAGGGUGGGCUUCCUCCUCAGUGGAGAUGCUUAUUCAUCCUACUGCCUAUGGGAUGUCUGAAGGUGGACACAGAUUAACAGUUAAUUGCCUAAGUAAGGAGAAGUUCCAGAGUUUGCUACUCCUCUGGUAAGCCAAAGCAGUAAGUACAGCUAUUUCUCAUUUACCCUUCUCAGCUGCUGAUGAGCUAUUAGCUUUUACGCUUCACUUGACUGCCAGUCACCGAGGCAGGAGAGAGGGAGGGCAGGCAGGCAGGCAGAGUAGCUUGUCUGACCUCUUACCUUUAUUGCUGAGGGCUGUCUGUUUUCUGAGGUGGUGCCAAAUAUAGCAAUUUUGAGUUGAUCAGUCAAAUCUAAUUUGGGAAAUAUUUUCCUCUUUAUUUUGGCAUUCUUCGUUCUCGCUGCCCUUUCAUUGCCUCAUGAAAGGUGAGACUAUGUGGGAGAGGAGUUAAACUGACUACCAGUCACCUCACUGAAGAACAUAUAGGCUCCUCUCUGCGUACUGGUGAGAAAGUAACAGUACUGCUCAGGUGAAAGGUGGGGACUGUGUGAGCUGGAAACUCCUAGCUGUUUCCUUGAGUCUCCAGGAGUCAAAGGCAAGAGAUUAUAUGCUCUCCCUCUUCUUGCUGGUGCUCUGGGGCAAUGAUGCAGCCUUUUUUGUUUCCACGCUCCUGUGUAGACACUAGAAGUCUAGGGAAGUGGUUGAUGGAGGUCAGGACACUGGGGGUACUGGGUUUGCUCACUAAGGGCUCUGGAUUUUUUAAAUCCAGAGUCCUGACUACAUUUUCUGAUCUGCCAACUUUUAUCUGCGCUUGUUCCUGUUCACAGGAGGGUGCAGAACCUCAUUACCUUGUGGUGUCAACAUAACAUCGAUACAGUCACCUCUGCUGUUUUCCCUGGUUUAAUUUGUGUUAACUAUCAUGUUUGCAACCACAGGGAAAGUAAUUAUUUUCUAAACCAGGUGGAGAGUGGCUUCCGUCUGUCUUGAAGGGAAAUGUUCUUCUCUAGGCUGCGACUCAAGAGAAGGAGGCUGACCUGGUUCUCUGGAAAGAUAAGCUAUGGCCCUGCUGAAUUAUUGAACACGCACCACAGUCAUCAGCUUGGAGAAACAGAGAAACACCAGCUUAGGUCACAGGUGUGGGAUGGAGGUUAUCAACUUCAGGAACAGAGGAGAGUAACCAGAUCUGCCUUGUGCACUUUGUUGCUCUGCCACCUGGAUCAGUGUCAUAGCUGCUUGGCAUUACAACACAGAUGCUCAGCUUCGUUUGGUGGCCCUCUCUGGGGCCAUAAUCACAAAAACCCAACUCCACAGUAUCAAAUCCACCCUUCCUUUCAGAGGCAAGACUCCACUCUUAGGGCAGGCCUGGAGGAGCAGCAACCCCAUGUCACACAGAAACUGAGGCGCAGAGUUCCAGUCUAAUGCUCAAAUAUUUUGUCCAUGUUUAAACCCCCUUUAUUCACCUAUAUAAAUGGUAAGCAGAUUUGCAGAGGACCUGAUCACCAGCAACUGCACAGGAGGUCCACUGGAGCUUACAUGUGCACAACUCAGGUUGUCUGAUUAGAUGACUUAGGUGCCCAAGUAAGCGUGUUCACUUCAAAAUUUUGGUCCAAGCUGAUAUGCUCAAGGCUAUGAGGGGAGAUAACUAGGUUGAAAAUAAGCUCUCAUCUCCUGGCCACACCUGAGAUCUCUGAGAUUCCCCCUGUUGUGCAUUUCCAAACAAAAUGAUUAAUUUCUUUCUAUCCCUUCGGCCACCUGAACUGUUGUGACAGAAAGACAGGACAGGAUGGGGUGCAGCACUGUGGGAAAAGUAAUGCAGUUGCUUCUUAUUUGGUGGCAGCUGGCCCUUACCAGCACUGGCAGGUGGCUGGUGCACCCAUCGGAGAUGCUGCCUCAGUCAAAGGGGAUGUUAUCGCUUAUCCCGUGUGAGGCACCCGAUCCUGUGCCUGCAGGAACCUUUACCACACCCUCAUGGAGUGAUCUUGCACACAGUUUUUCACUUCUUCCACUUGCUUUAAUGAUAGAUUAAAAUACUUUAUUACUGGAGGAAGCCUACCUUAUCUGUAAACAUUUAUUUCUAUAUUGCCGCUUUCUCAUUACACAGAUUUCAUGACUAAGCUCAUAUAAGUCAAAGCAGUAUGAUGAAUAUUCUAUAAUCUGUUUUAUUUUUGUUUACAGCUUUCCUGAGGGGGCCUCUGACCUCAUUGUAUGAAUGUCUUAUUCUAUUGUAGGAUGACACGGAUAGAUGAGCAUGAAGGCCUCAGGGUCUGCUUAUUACUUUGUCAACAGAAUACAGAUGGUGGAGUGAGUCUGCCUGUGGACCAUUUUGGAUGCAAUAUCUCAGUGCAUUGCUCAUGCUCAAGUGAGGUUACAAGUCAACAGCAGUUCAAGUUGUUUGAAGAGCCACUAGGGCAGGUUAUAUUCCCCGUUCCUCACACCUCUCCUGUGACCUCUGGAUCCUGUGCUUCAUAAAUUCAACUAAGCUAGCAGAAGAUUAACAGGGCAACCCCGAUCUUUCAUGUAGAGUUGAACUGAACUGCUGGAUGAAGAGCAAAACAGUCAGCACGGGAGACGGAGGAAGGCGGCAACUUCCCUGCCAGCCCUUCUGCCACUACAAAUGUUUGAACAUACUCAGGGAUGCCAGGUAACUUUUUCUAAGUUUAGUCCUCUUUCUUUGGUCUUAAUGCCAGCCUGCCUGUAGUCUCUUUGAACCGAAGAUAAGGUAAAUGUUAAAAAAUGUCAAUCCUUGAACAACAAAAAGAGCCCUUCUGUUUGGAGAUCGAAGCUUGAUACCUGGCAGUGUGUGUCCUUUGGUCCAGAGUUACCUUGUAAAAUUCUGCCCAUGUUGGGCCAGCAUAUUAGCCUUUCAAAAGUCAGUAGUUGUAAACACAUUAUAGGAUAUUCAAUGGGUUUUGCAAGGUUUCUAACAGUUAAGAAUCUGUGAAGAAUUUGCAUGCACUGAGUGUGCUCUGAGCCUCUCACAACACUGGUUCUUCUGGGAAGUUUUGAUCUAAAUAAGACAGUUUUGGGAGUGAGAUCAGAGGGAGGAUACAGCCAAGUAGUGAGGAAAAAUGGGUAAAGCUGCUUAAAUUAAAUAGCUGACAGCUAUCUUCUGAAUAGAAGUUUUAGGCUGUCUGAAAAGCAGAGAUUAUAUCAGUUUCCAGUAUAUUAUACUACCUUAUCCCUUCCUGAUGUGGAAGCAAGUUCCAUUGUGGAAUUAAUCUGAAAAAUUUUUUGAAUUUAUUUUUUGCUCAAAUUCAGGAUUAAAAGAAGGGCUGGAUUGGUCCUGCCCAUUUUUCUACCGCCCUUUGUAUGAGAUGUUGCUGGCUGGCUGUACCACUAUCCCUCUGGACGCAGGAAUGUGGCUUUGGCAGGGUGAAUGGGUACAACUUCCAGAAGAGACCAGCCCCCUGCAGACUGCCCCACGCUUCCUGGCUGCAGAUGUUAUUACAACGACUCCUUUGCCUGCCUCCCUGCUCCUGUCAGCAGAGCCUACAGUGAAACCCAAGAAUCUGCUGCUGUAACUCUGCCUGCAGAGCCUGAGUGCUGCCCCAGCUGUGUGCUCUCCCUCACCUCCCUCCCUGGAAUCACCAAUGCUGCCUGCCUUUGGUGUCUGUGAGGAACUUGUGCUGUGAGCCACGAGUCACAGAGAGGCAUUGAUUAAAGGAGACAGAGAAAAGGAGUGAGGGAGCCCACGGGGAGGCGAGUGCCUGCUGUCAGAGUUGGAAGCAGUAAGCAUGGCUAGCAACUCCAGCGCACUGCCCCGGGUGACUUUCCAGACACCAGAGAAACCUGAUGAGGAAUCAUCACACAGGAAACUGGGCAAGUUGACCAUAAAGUACAACCGCAAAGACCUACAGCGCUGGCUAGACCUGGAGGAAUGGAUCAAUGCACAGCUGCAAGAGUUGUACCAAUGCCGGCUGAGAGAGGAAACAGAGGCAGCAGCUCCUGAACCACAAAUUGAUCUAGAAGACCUUCUGGAAGUCCCUAAUGAAGAACAGAAAUUAAAACUACAGGAAAUCCUCCAUGAGUGCUCUAGCCCGACAGAGGACUUCAUUACGGAAUUGCUUAGUCGAUUGAGAGGUCUCCGAAGGGUCACCAAUCCUCAGAAGAAAUGACCUUGCCCACACAGAACACCUAGCUUUGGUCACAAGGAAAUGGAUAUCUUCCCCACAAAACCCAG
This is a messenger RNA of Cuculus canorus (common cuckoo), 4897 nucleotides long. RefSeq names its product protein phosphatase 1 regulatory inhibitor subunit 14D (gene PPP1R14D). Gene Ontology annotation, molecular function: protein serine/threonine phosphatase inhibitor activity. Bases 4452 to 4832 code for a protein of 126 amino acids. Gene Ontology annotation, biological process: regulation of phosphorylation. Lineage: Eukaryota; Metazoa; Chordata; Aves; Cuculiformes; Cuculidae. The record is from RefSeq and is a predicted model, not a curated record. The transcript has 5 exons. Gene Ontology annotation, cellular component: cytoplasm.